Molecule: messenger RNA, 3688 nt
Organism: Pseudonaja textilis
Lineage: Eukaryota; Metazoa; Chordata; Lepidosauria; Squamata; Elapidae
Biological process (GO): regulation of cytokine production; regulation of immune system process; negative regulation of transcription by RNA polymerase II
Cellular component (GO): nucleoplasm; nucleus
Molecular function (GO): DNA-binding transcription repressor activity, RNA polymerase II-specific; RNA polymerase II cis-regulatory region sequence-specific DNA binding
Source: RefSeq, a predicted model, not a curated record
CCGCAAUAGAGGGACUUCCCCCCCCCCCGUCCCGCCCCACCUGCAAACUUGCUGGAGCCGCACCGCAGGCUGAUUGCAGGUGCUGGUAAGCCUCUGAGAACACUAUUUGUAUCAUGGAGCCAUGGGUGUAUCUAGACCAGCGUCAGAAGGCUCUGUAUCGAGAUGUUAUGCAAGAAAGCUAUGAGACGCUCAUGUCUCUUGCAGCUAAUCAAUUGCUAAACAACAGUAACCAUGACAAUGAGGAUGAGGAGGAUGUGGAAGAAUUGCGGCCAGGUACUUCUCAAAGCGUGCCCAGAAAGGUCAAGCCCUUGACGAGACGGGAAACUCCCAAGCAGCCAAAGAUCAUUCCUGUGGUGAAGAAGGACAAAGCCACCCAGCGUGGACACGCAUUGAAAAAAAGCCUGGAGAGACGUUGCUCAGAUUGUACGAGGACCCUUCCUUCCACCGGCAGAGGCCGUCAGCGGAGCGAAGCCAACGCCGCCCGGGAGAAACCGUUCCAGUGUAGCGACUGUGGGAAGUGCUUCAUCUGGAGCUCCCACCUAGAGCGCCAUCGGCGGAUGCAUACGGGAGAGAAGCCCUUCAAAUGCCUCAACUGUGGGGAAGCCUACAGCCAGAACUUCCAUCUCUUGCAGCACAGCUGUGCCCAGCUGAUCGAAAAACCCUUCAAGUGUUCUGAGUGCGGGAAGCGCUUUGCCCAGAGCUCAGCCCUGGAGAACCAUCAGAAGGGCCAUACCGCAGAGAAGCCCCAUAAAUGCUCGGACUGUGGGAAGUGCUUCAUCUGGGCUUCCCAUCUGGAGAGGCACCGGCGGGUCCAUACCGGAGAGAGGCCUUUCAAGUGCCCUGAAUGUGGAGAGUCGUACAGCCAGAGUGCCCAUUUGGCCAAGCACCGGCGUAACCACAUGGGUGAGCGCCCUUACAACUGCCCUGCUUGCUGGAGAAGCUUCGCUCAGAUCUCUGAGCUGGAGGAACACAAGAAGACCCACCUGGGCUGCAAGGACUGCGGCAAGGUCUACCGGAGUCGGCAGACCCUGAUGCGGCACCAGCGGGGACACCACCGUGAACGCACCCAUCUCUGUGAAGAGUGUGGGAAAGGGUUUGUGUGGGCAUCCCAUCUUGAGCGCCACCGUCGGGUGCACACUGGGGAGCGCCCGUUCCCCUGCCCCAUCUGUGGGGAGAAGUUCGCCCAGAAGGUCCACCUCCUCCAUCACAACAAGACUCACUCUCAUAUCCGGCCCUAUAAAUGUGGGGACUGCGACAAAUGCUUUGGGGAUAGCUCUGCUUUCCUAGCUCAUCAGCGAGGUCACGCCAUGGAGAAGAACCACAAGUGCCAGUAUUGCUCAAAAAGCUUUGCCUGGAGCUCCCACUUGGAAAGGCAUCAGCGAAUCCACACGGGGGAGAAACCCUACAAAUGCCCCGAUUGCCCUGAGCACUUUAGCCAGACUUCCCAGCUCUUCAAGCAUCAGCUCAGUCACCUAGGCAAGAGGCCCUACAAGUGCAGCGAAUGUGGGCGCAGCUUCAGCACCACCUUGGAAGUCCUCAUCCACCAGCGAACCCACUUUGGGACCAAGCCUUUCCGGUGCUCCAGCUGUGGGAAGGGGUUCACCCGCCGAGCCAACCUGCUCAAGCAUCAAAGGUGCCAUGUGAAGGAGUCCCCCCAGGAACAUUUAAUUGAACUGAAAUGUGAAGGCAACGGGUUCUCCAGUAUUUAACAGCCAAGAACCCCUUGCAAGAGAAGGCCAUUGCCGAUGUUCUGAGGUUGUGGAGACUCCAGUACUUCUUCAGCUCUUGCAACAGGACCCGAUGUUAUAAACAUGGUGGGAGAGAAGAACAGUUUAGGAACAGUUUAGGAAGCUCACAGAAAAGUCUUGGUGGAGGGGUAUGGCUUUCACUAGUAUAUGAAAGAAGAUUGGUCAAUAAGACGAUAGUAACCAUGUUCAUUGGUGAUGAGGAUCCUGAUUUACAGUCCACGCGGAUGACUUUAUUUCACAUUUAGUUGAUACUGUACAUAUCAGUGUGCCCCAGGGUUGUGGGGAAAAGCUUUAUUUCCUGUUCAUCUUUAUGUUGUAGAUUGGUAGCCUUGCCUCGGAUAGACCAAUUAUCCCCCCUCACAAUCCUUUUUUUUAUUUUAAACUCUGGAUAAUGAAGCUUUAACAAAUGCUGAAGACUGACUUCCAGACCUUAAUAUGCCUGACUGAGACUUUAGUAAAUGCUGUGGAAAUCUGCAUGGGGGCCUGAAAACGAGCAUUUGUAAGCUUCUUGAAUGUGGAAAAAAAGCUUUAUUGACUAAAGAACCUAAACAUCUGAGGCUUUAUGCUGGCCAAUUGUAUUUUAGUGAAUACCAUAAUUAGAAGGUACUGUAGUACCUGAAUAUCUAGAGACUAUCUUAAUAUCAAACUAUUCCAUUCUUGACACAUAGUUUGGGGGGGAGGGCUACAUGGAUAAAAACCCUCCCUAUUUUUUCUUGGUUCUUGGAAUCCUAGCUGUUUAGUUUCUCCUUAACUAAUUUGGAGAGAUGUUAGUGCACCCAGAAAUAUUUGGAUUUCUUUUCCAGCAUUAACUGUAGAAAACACUUGACUCUCCUAUAGUUAUGUGGAGUGUUGGUUUAAUAAGUCCCAGUCCACCAGGUACAUUUGGUUUUGGUGCUUUAACCUGGGUGUUCUUGAUAGAUUGGUCACAGUGGUUCGUUCUUAGGCAGGGAAGUGGCUUUGCUUAACCAAGGGAACGGAGUGGGAUGUCGGUUCAUUUGGGUUGAGAUGGCCCAAAGGAGUAAUGUAUGGAGAAUAGACAAUAGAUAGAUUCCAGAAGAAUCCAGAUACGGGAAUGAGGAACAUAUAUGUGGAUGGUCUAUGGAUGAUGGAAGAAUUCAGAGGUGGCCAGCCUUUUGUUUUUCAAGAAAAUUAGAAACCGUUUCAGGCAUUGAUCCUGGGUCCGCUGCGUAAUUUUUGUGUCAGAAUUAUGAGUGGCGUUUAUGAAGGGCCUAUUGAGAAGGUGUUGACAAACAGCUCCUUGUGCUAUAAAAAGGAAAGGAACAAGGAUACCCAGAAAUUUUGGAUUGAUGCGAGUGUAAGGGGAAAAAGAAGCAGAACAUGAAUUUAAUCUCGAGAAGAGCAGGCUAGAAAUAUAACGAAAGGACAUAAAAACUCAGAGGGAGGGAAGAACCUCCUGGACAUGCAAGGUUAACAUUUAGCAUUUAUCACUGGAGCAUGACGUCCCUAGAAUUGGGGAGGAAAAAAAGGCGCUGGCGAAACCUGAAGAAGCUUGGAGUUUGAGAAAACUUUCUUGAGAAGAAGUGAUUGCUGGUGGAGGCUAUGGAAAGCGAAGUUAUGCAUCAGGGAGAAUUCUAAGCGUGGGGGAUAGAUGGGAGAGGCCUCAAGCAAAGCCACUUUUGAGUCCUGAUGGUCAGUAAAGUUUGAUAAAAAUAGAGGGAGGGUUGUCUUCCCAGUUGCUGAGGUUGUAAAUUAUUUCUCCAGCUGCUGUACGAUCCUCAAAUUCUACCUCAGAUUUGUGUUCCAGAAGAAUCCACCUGGAAGAAUCCAUCUUGCCCUUCACACUCUGUGGCAUGCUUACUGAAGAGAUGCCCACAGAGGACUGGAAUCCUGGCCUUGGGGGGAGAGUGGAGUUACUGCAAACAUGCUGUGAUUCUGCACAUCCACAACACUCUUUGAAACACCAAAUUGGAGGAUUAAUA